AGAACACUGCAAGGACGAAGAUUCUGCCGGGGAAGUGACAUUGGGUCACCGCUGAUGGAUUUCCUCGCACUCUUCGCUGGUUUGUCGGCGUUUACAGCCGCAGUGCUUGAAACUGACCGCGACUUGGAAGGAAGGUUCGAAGGCCAGUUAUCAUUGUUUGGCGUACGCUUGCCAAACCUCAGGAAGGAGAUGAUGCUCUCCAAAAGGUCAAGCGUCAACGCAUCGGUGAUGGGUGAGUCGAGAAAUGAGAGCUCGUGUGAUCUCAACUCGAUGAUAUCCGAUGAUCACGGAGAUCGUAUAACAACAGUACGUCGUGUGUCAUCUUUUUCUUCUUCCUUCUUUCUUUUUCUUAUCCUUCAGUGAUCUGAUGCAUACAUAUUGACUAACCUCGAUGGGAGGUCAACGCGAGCAGAAACAUGUGUUGUUGAGUACUUUUUGAUUGCAUCGAAAGUGUUUGUAGUGAUACUAUACAUAUUAUUUUUUAUUGAUAUUCACAUAUUUUUUUUAUUUUUUUAUUACGAUUUUUUUUAUUUGAACAGGUCAAUUUUAGUCAACGAUUUAUUUCAAUUUUUAAAGAUGAUUUCUAAAAAAAUGUCUCUUUUUUUUUUUAGCUUUUCGGAUGUCUCAUAUUUUAAUUUUCUCAUUUAGUUUUUUUUCAAAUAUCAUAAAUAUAUGUCAUCAUCAUCUUUUUCUUCUUUCAUUGUAGUGAUGAUGAACGUAAGACAUGAUUUUAUGAUGAUAUGGUUAUAGCUGGACGAAGAAAAUCACGAACUCAUGAAAGGAAAGAAGAUGGUAAUAUAAUUAAAAUGAUGGUGAUACGACGAGAAGAGAUAUUUAAGAUAUUAGAGAAAUAAAAUAAAAUUAAAUUAAAAUUAAAUACUUAAAAUAAGUUUUUUAUGAGAAAAACUUAAAAUGAGUUUUUUUUUUAAUCAAAGAAAUCGUCCAAUUUUAUUUAAAUUUCAGUAAAAUAUUUCAAGAACGAAAAACUGAAAAUAUAAGCCAAUAUUUUUCCGGUCUCUUCGUUCGUUCCAUUUGGCUCCCCAACGCCGUCUCGUAUCGCUCACCACCGACCUCGAUCGAUCCCGAGUCUCUUCUCCUUGAUCGCUCCAGUAAUCCCCACCCCCCGACUCCAGCGAGAUCUUCGCCGCGUCUCGAUACUCCGGCCUUGAUUAUGGAUGCAGCAGGGCCGUCGUCGAAGAGGGUGAUUAUGUAUCGGGAGUGGGAAAGAAGGCUGGAAGAUGUCAGGAUUAGGGACGCGGACGUGAACAAGCUCGUGAUGAACUAUCUCGUCACCGAAGGCUACGCUGAGGCCGCGGAGAAGUUCCAGAUUGAGUCCGGCACCGAACCCGAUAUUGAUCUUGCUACUGUAUUUGAACGCCGGGCGGUGCUAAGGGCUGUGGAAUCUUGCUAUCGGAAGGAGGCGAUUGAGAAACUCAAUAGGUUGGACCCUAUGAUACUUGUCAUGAACCGCCAAAUUGACUUCCGUCUUCAACAUCAGAGGAUGAUUGAGAUGAUUCAUGCUGGAGAAAUGGAAAUGGCUCUGCUAUAUGCUGUAAAUGAGAUUUUACCAGGGAUUGAGAAUAAUAUAGAUUUUCUAAAGGAGUUCAUACGGACAACAACCCUUUUCCCGCUCCUAGGUCCGUCGCAACGUUUGAAACUUGUGAGCCAGGUUAAUGCUGCCAUACUAACAAGUCAAAAUCAUGAGAAAGAACCAAAGCUUCCUACCCUGCUGAAGAUGCUGAUAUGCAUUCAAAACGAACUGGAUGAGAAUGCUGCUUUUCCACUAGUCUGUGACUUGAUGACGACUGAACUUCCAGAUACUGCUUGUCCAUAUCAUCUGUCGUUUUAACCAGGCUUAUUUCUCUGGUGCUCCUGUAUCAAUAUAACAAAGUCAUAGAAAACAGCUUCAUCAGAUGCUGGAAUCUGGACGCUACAUGCACUUGGUGAAUUUGAUUUUGCUCAUCGAGAUUUACAUGUAGGGAUGUAGUGUUGAAACCACAUUUUUCACUGUUGUUCUGCCAGUUCGGCUAUGUGCCUGCUAGAGAUGGUAAUAUCAACAAGUUUCUGAUGGAAAA
Molecule: messenger RNA, 2075 nt
Organism: Musa acuminata AAA Group (dessert banana)
Lineage: Eukaryota; Viridiplantae; Streptophyta; Magnoliopsida; Zingiberales; Musaceae
Product: protein GID8 homolog
Exons: 6
Coding region: 1172-1849 (225 amino acids)
Biological process (GO): proteasome-mediated ubiquitin-dependent protein catabolic process
Cellular component (GO): nucleus; cytoplasm
Molecular function (GO): protein binding
Source: RefSeq, a predicted model, not a curated record